Molecule: messenger RNA, 2599 nt
Organism: Carcharodon carcharias (great white shark)
Lineage: Eukaryota; Metazoa; Chordata; Chondrichthyes; Lamniformes; Lamnidae
Gene: celf1
Product: cugbp, Elav-like family member 1
Exons: 16
Coding region: 410-1873 (487 amino acids)
Biological process (GO): regulation of alternative mRNA splicing, via spliceosome; mRNA splice site recognition
Cellular component (GO): cytoplasm; ribonucleoprotein complex; nucleus
Molecular function (GO): mRNA 3'-UTR binding
Source: RefSeq, a predicted model, not a curated record
GCCCCCAUGUUGGGUGCCCAGGCGUGGCCUUCCGGCCGCAACCUCCGUCUGAAUUGCCGGCUGUUUGUUGGGAGCGGAAGUUCGGCCAUUUUGAGCGCGUCUUCUUGUCGGAGCCGAGAGAGAAACAGAGCGGAGUGAAGGGAACGUGAGAAACCGGGAGAGAGGACGUGAAAUCCGGGGUGUAAGAGAGAGAGGGUAUAGAGGGCAGCGAGUGAGCAAAAGGCAGCAGCAGCGUGAGUUACUCGAGGAGGGCUUCAAGGGGCAACAAAAAUCAAAGAAGUUAGAAUAAACCUGCAAAAAACACUGGUUCACCCUCAACUGGAGUAUUGCGUCCAGUUUUGGGCACAACACAGGAAGGAUGUGAAGACACGGGCGUGGCAAAGAUUCAUGAGAUUUAAGAUCAAAGAAGAUGAACGGGUCCCUGGAUCACCCCGACCAGCCCGACAUCGACUGUAUCAAGAUGUUUGUAGGUCAGAUUCCACGAUCCUGGUCGGAAAAGGAGCUGAAGGAGCUCUUUGAGCAGUAUGGUGCCGUGUAUGAAAUAAAUGUACUUCGAGACAGAAGUCAGAACCCUCCUCAGAGUAAAGGUUGUUGCUUUGUAACAUUUUAUACCCGUAAAGCGGCGCUGGAAGCACAAAACGCUCUUCACAAUAUGAAGAUUCUACCUGGGAUGCACCAUCCUAUACAGAUGAAACCAGCUGAUAGUGAGAAGAACAAUGCUGUGGAAGACAGAAAGCUGUUUGUGGGUAUGAUUUCCAAAAAAUGCAAUGAAAACGAUGUCCGUGUCAUGUUUUCACCGUUUGGACAGAUAGAAGAAUGUCGAAUAUUACGAGGUCCAGACGGACUGAGUCGAGGUUGUGCUUUUAUAACGUUUGCAACGCGAUCAAUGGCACAGAAUGCAAUCAAGACCAUGCACCAGUCACAGACAAUGGAGGGCUGUUCUUCCCCGAUCGUUGUGAAGUUUGCUGACACACAGAAGGAUAAGGAGCAGAAACGAAUUGCUCAGCAGCUCCAACAGCAAAUGCAGCAGCUGAACGCAGCCACCAUGUGGGGCAACCUGGCUGGGCUGAACACACUUGGACCCCAAUAUCUAGCACUUUAUUUGCAGCUCUUACAGCAGACAGCGUCCUCUGGGAACCUCAAUGCGCUGAGCAACUUGCACCCCAUGGCUGGUCUCAAUGCCAUGCAGUUACAGAACCUUGCUGCUCUGGCUGCAGCUGCAAGCGCAGCUCAGAACACAGCACCAGGCACCAACGCAUUGACCACAGGCAGCAGUCCCCUGAGUGCACUGACCUGUUCAGGUUCUACAAGCAGCAGCAAUACAAAUUCCUCCUCAGUGAAUCCGAUGGCAUCCCUGGGGGCACUGCAGACACUGGCAGGGGCAUCAGGAGGCCUCAACGUCAGCUCUUUAGCAGGUAUGGCAGCUUUGAACGGAGGCCUUGGAACGGGGGGUCUGUCAAAUGGUACAGGCAGUGCAAUGGAUGCUCUGACACAGGCAUACUCAGGGAUCCAGCAGUAUGCAGCUGCAGCUCUCCCUUCCCUCUACAACCAGAGUCUUCUUAGUCAGCAGAGCCUGAGUGCAGCAGGGAGUCAGAAGGAAGGACCAGAGGGAGGCAAUCUGUUUAUAUACCAUCUGCCCCAGGAGUUUGGAGAUCAGGAUCUGCUCCAGAUGUUUAUGCCUUUCGGAAAUGUCGUUUCUGCCAAGGUUUUCAUUGACAAACAGACGAACUUGAGCAAAUGUUUUGGAUUUGUAAGCUAUGACAAUCCAGUCUCGUCGCAGGCUGCCAUACAAGCAAUGAAUGGCUUUCAGAUUGGCAUGAAGCGCUUGAAAGUCCAACUCAAGCGAUCGAAGAAUGACAGCAAGCCAUACUGAGCUUUUGUCAGAAUAAACUUGAGUUUAAACAUGUUCACUGAUCUCUUCGUGCCCGUUUGUUCAUCGUCUGCCUAGCAUGUUGCUGUGACGUCCAAGUUCAUCGUCCCCUCGUUGUCUCUCAGCUUCUCUGAUGCUUGACCUCUACUGACCUUUGACCUUGUUUUGAUCUUAUUAAAUUUGAUAAAUUUCAGAAUCCUUUUGUUCUACUCUUUCCCCACCACUACGCCCGUGCCCCACCCAAACCCCCAUUCAAUGCUGCUGAGGCAGGCUGCUUUAAACAGGCUUACAAAAGAUUGUUACAUUUAAAUCUUCUUUAAGAGUCUAUUUUUCUAGAAUUUCUUAACUAAAUUGCAGCAUUUUGACACUUCUUUCUACUCCUUUUUGCGAAGCGCCCUUUCUAGCACGAGCAGAGGGCUUUAAAUCUCAAGCUGCCAAUCGAUAAAAAAGCAGAAAAUGAUUUGUGUGUGAUCCUGUUUCUGUUUUCAGUUUGUUUAGAAGUAUGGAGUGUUUGUCACAUUUUGCUCUAAGGGAAAUGAAGCUGAGAUACAUCCUCUACAUUAGUUGGCAGGGUUAAGGUUUCCUUCUCCAGUUCAACAUCCCCUUUCACAAUCCUUACCUUCCCCUUCUCUGCACUUCCCUCUCUCCCUAGACCACUCCACCACUCCCUCCCUCCCUCACUGUCCCCGCCCGCUCGCAGGCUCUCUCCCCCACAUGCCCGCCCGCCCU